UACAGGGGCAGGAAGCGGAGGAGAGGCAGAGCAGGCUGCACCCGGUCCAUGGUACAUCUCACCCGGCCAGCACAGCAUACAUGGAGCACAUCAGGACCACCAAGGUGGAGCAGGUGAAGUUAUUGGACCGUUUCAGCCCUAGCAACAAAUCCUCUUCUGGGACGCUGUAUCUCACCGCCACCCAUUUAUUGUUUAUAGACUCUCAGCAAAAGGAAAUCUGGAUUCUACACCAUCACAUUGCUGCGGUGGAGAAGCUUGCCCUCACAACUACUGGCUGCCCCUUGGUGAUACAAUGCAAGAAUUUUCGAGUGUUCCACUUUAUAGUUCCCAGGGAAAGGGACUGUCAUGACAUCUACAACUCUCUGCUACAGCUGUCAAAACCAGUGCGAUUUGAUGAUAUCUACGCGUUUUCUUAUAACCCCAAACAAAAUGAGACGGAACGGAUUCUGGGAUGGCAAUGCAUUAACCUGAAAGAAGAGUAUCAGCGAAUGGGGGUCCCCAAUUCUCACUGGCAGCUGACUGAUGUCAACCGAGAUUACAAGGUGUGUGAGACGUAUCCACGAGAACUGUAUGUGCCAAUUACAGCAAGCAAGCCAAUCAUUGUGGGGAGCUCAAAGUUUAGAAGCAAAGGAAGAUUCCCAGUGUUGUCCUAUUAUCAUCAGGAGACACAGGCAGCUAUUUGCAGGUGCAGUCAGCCUUUGUCUGGCUUUAGUGCAAGAUGUCUGGAGGAUGAACACAUGCUGCAGUCUGUUAGUAAAGCCAAUCCUGGGUGUAGGUCCAUGUAUGUCAUGGAUACCAGGCCUAAGCUGAAUGCCAUGGCAAACAGAGCGGCAGGCAAGGGGUACGAGAACGCAGACAAUUACUCCAACAUUAAAUUUCAGUUUGUCGGAAUUGAGAAUAUUCAUGUAAUGAGAUCAAGUCUGCAGAAACUUCUGGAAGUUUGUGGGUCUAAAAACCUCUCUGUAAGUGACUUUUUAAAUGGCUUAGAGAGCUGUGGAUGGCUUCGUCACAUCAAAGCAGUGCUGGAUGCCUCUGUCUGCUUAGCCAAGGCUAUAUAUGAGGAGAAUACCAGCGUACUGGUACAUUGCUCUGAUGGCUGGGACCGCACAUCACAAGUCUGUUCAUUGGGAUCAUUAUUGAUGGAUCCUUUCUACAGAACCAUCAAAGGCUUCAUGGUGUUAAUUGAGAAAGAUUGGAUAUCGUUUGGCCAUAAAUUUGCUGACAGAUGCGGGCAGUUAGAUGGUGAUCUCAAGGAGACUUCCCCUGUGUUUACUCAAUUUUUAGAGUGCGCCUGGCAUCUGACCGAGCAGUUUCCACAAGCCUUUGAGUUUAAUGAUGCAUUCCUUCUCCACAUACAUGAGCAUGUCCAUUCCUGUCAGUUUGGAAACUUCAUAGGGAAUUGUGAAAAGGGGCGGGAAGAGCUGAGAUUAAAGGAGAAGACGCACUCGUUGUGGGCACAUCUUCUUGGCGAACGCAGCAAAUAUCAGAAUCCUCUGUUUGAUCAAAACUCUCUCAAGAGCCAGCCAGUCCUGGAGCCAAACACCAUCCAUUCCAACUUCAAAUUCUGGAGGAACAUGUAUCACCAGUUUGACUUGACGCUGCAUCCCAGACAGUCUGUUGCUAAUUUACUGGUAAAAAUAAGUGCUGAAAACAAAGUUUUGGAAGAUGAACUGAAACAACUACAACUGAAAAUGAGCAAUCUGUCCAAAGGAGAGUAUAUCAGCUCUCCUACUACAGAGUAUAUCAGCUCUCCUACCACAGAAUCUCCCAAAAUGAAAGAGUCUCCAAGUUACAUGAAGGAACAAGUUCUUGACCCCCUGCAGGACCCUGUCCAAACAAUAGAUGGCAGCACCGCAAAAGACAACCGAUAUACCGAAUAUUCACAGGAGAUGGCUAAAGAAGAGCCCUCCUUUGUCAGUCUGGAGUUUGGAGUUGCUAAAAUGAAAGUCAGUUAGAUGUUGGCUCUGAUUAAAGUGCCUUGUGUGUUCACAAAAUCCCUUCUAGCACAUAAAAGGCUGUCGUUGGGCAUAAUACUACUCAGUCAGUAGAGAAAAUACCAGUUUGGCUUUUUCUAGCUAGAUGGACUGAAGACUCUACCUUGUGAGUGGUCAUUACAUAACCGUUAGGUAAUGCUGCUCCAUCAAGGUAGAGCAGGAUUCUGAAGUUGCAUUUUUGGAAGGUAUCAAGCCUCUGAAUUUGUACUGCUUUAGAAGUGGCUGAUGUUUGUACUGUAUUGCUCCUGUUUACAUUGAUCAUCUUUAUUCCAUAUAUAACUGGGUUCUCCUGAGCA
Nanorana parkeri is the source of this 2290-nucleotide messenger RNA. It is a transcript of the gene MTMR6, whose product is annotated as myotubularin related protein 6. The record is from RefSeq and is a predicted model, not a curated record. Gene Ontology annotation, cellular component: nuclear envelope. NCBI's taxonomy places the organism in Eukaryota, Metazoa, Chordata, Amphibia, Anura, Dicroglossidae. Gene Ontology annotation, molecular function: phosphatidylinositol-3,5-bisphosphate phosphatase activity. Gene Ontology annotation, biological process: dephosphorylation. Bases 81 to 1955 code for a protein of 624 amino acids. The transcript has 15 exons.